CAUUUUUUUGGGAAAAUAUAUAUGAUUUUGUUGGGAGUGCUGAUGGCCGUCACCCGGAGUCAGCACUCAUAUACAAUUUAUUUGUGCAGUUAGUUAUUUGCAGUUAGUUUGGGCUUGCCAUGUUCGCAGGUGGCCCUUGCUGCUUGGAGUCGAGACAUUAUAUGCCAGAACCAUUUUUUAUGUUUUUAUGUUAUAAGGUCCUUUAAUAAAAAGUAAAAAUUUAGUUGAGUUUAGUUUUACUGUGUGAUUAUUCAUCGGGGUUUUCAUAUAGGCUUGCCCAUGUAAUGCUAGGUGGCAGUUUGGGUUUAGUUCUUGGCCUCUACAAUAAUAUGGUCUAUUACUAAAUAAUAGACCUGUUUAUUGUUGGGCCACUGCUGGGCUGGUUUUUCAGUUUUCUUAUUGUUGGUGUUUUUUAACCGAAGUAGCGAAUUUUACAGAUUUAAAAUUUCUUUCUCAUUGUUAUCUACACAAACAAAAGGUUGUAAAUUUUGUCCCCUCCCACCCAACCCAUGUAGUUUGUUUUUACACAGUGUUGUUCUGUCACACUUUACUGCGUCCGUUAUAUAUUUAAAAAUUUGGUCAGGCUUAGGGUAAAUAUAGAUUUAUUUUAAGUUUUAUUUGCCUGUCCAUAUUAAUUUUAAUAACAUAAGGGGAAACUGAUUGUUUUCCGUACUAGAUUUGGUUUUAGUAUAUUACAUAUUCUGCUGGUUUGAGUUGCGUUUUUCAGUUUGCCGUGUAGACGCAGAGUACCAAACGUCGGAUACAGGUCGGUCACGACUCCACUUCCGAUGGGGCAGUUCGGACACCUCGGGUUCGUCGACAGUCGCUUGAAGUUAACAGUUCCUUGGCAAUCAGUGCCGGAUGGACGCUUUUUACCUGGCACAUUUUUUGGGGAAAAUAUAUAUGAUUUUGUUGGGAGUGCUGAUGGCCGUCACCCGGAGUCAGCACUCAUAUACAAUUUAUUUGUGCAGUUAGUUAUUUGCAGUUAGUUUGGGCUUGCCAUGUUCGCAGGUGGCCCUUGCUGCUUGGAGUCGAGACAUUAUAUGCCAGAACCAUUUUUUAUGUUUUUAUGUUAUAAGGUCCUUUAAUAAAAAGUAAAAAUUUAGUUGAGUUUAUAUUUACUGUGUGAUUAUUCAUCGGGGUUUUCAUAUAGGCUUGCCCAUGUAAUGCUAGGUGGCAGUUUGGGUUUAGUUCUUGGCCUCUACAAUAAUAUUCAUUUAUUACGACGUUCAUUUGACAAUAUUAAAUUAAAUUAUUCUGUAGUAAAUGUAUUCUUGAUGCGGUAAUAUGUAUCUAGUCUUGACGAAUUAUUUCGUUAACUGUUGUUUGUAAUGAUCAAAUCUAUUUCGACGGAAUUUAAGGUCUCCGUCGUGAGUUUUUGGACGUUUUCCAUAAAGGGUGCUUGAUGAAAAACAUUUACAUAUUGAUUAUAACAUUUUUGCCAAAAUUUACAAAUACUUUUAAACGAGACUAUAAAUAAUGGACUGUUUAUGUAUUAUUAAAUAAAAUGUUAAUAUGUUUUCGUAUAUCUUUGUAAAUUGUGCAUAUUAAUAAGAAAUGAUAUUCACUUUCUACGACAUUCAGCUUACAGAGUUUAAAUUGUUAUUAUGUCCAGAUAUUGUUCUGUAUUAAACGUAUUCUUGAUGCGGCAAUAUGUAUCUAGUCUCGACGAAUUAAUUAUUUCAUUGUAUCAGUAUUGUUUGUAAUAAUAAAAUAUAUUUAAAUAUAUUGUACCUUUAACUGGUUUGGGGUAACGGAAAAGUAGCACCGGAAUCGAAUUCAGCGAGACCAAAUGAUAUAGAUUUAAAGUCUUAUUGUUCUAUUUCGACGGCAUUUAAGAUCUCCGUAGCGAGUUUUUUGACGUUUUCCAUGAAGGGUGCUUAAUGAAAAACAUUUACUUAAGAGAAAGACUCAUUUGUGCAUGAUAUUAUUUUUAACAAAUAUUUAAAUAUGUGCAAUUUUCGUAUGACAGAAAAGAGUUACCGUCCUAAUUCGCCAUAUAAUGUGUACACAUUAUUUUCCUGAAUCUUUUUCCAAGAUUUUAAGAUUUCAGCAGAAUAGUGAUACAUACAUGUCAUUUAUUUUAUGAACAGGCGUUUCCCAGGCCGAAUACAAACGAGCAUGUAAGGGAGAGCCGUUGCACUUCAUAUGCAGAGACUGUUUCACACCUGUACACCAGUCGACAGCAUUACAGGAAAGCUCGUUAGUGCACAGCGACGUCGACGCUGAAAUGCCAGAUGUUUCAGAUGUUUACUCGUCAGUGAACAGCGUCGUCGACGCUGAGAUGCCAGAUGUUUCAGAUGUUUACUCGUCAGUGCCUUCAUUCGACAGAUGCUCUGCCUGCCGCUACUACCAGCGGAACACAUUCGUCCGACAUUCGACAUGAUGAGCGGACUGAACACGGCGCCGCACAUCAACCCAUUGUUAGAGUACAUGUCCAACACAUGGAUAAACUCAACGGUGUGGCCAGUAGAGUCCUGGUCCGUAUAUGGACAGACGGUGCGAACCAACAAUGACGUGGAAGGUUGGCACAGACGCCUGAAUCGUCGGACUGGCUGCGCUCCACCACUCUAUACCCUCAUCCGAACCAUCCACGAAGAGGUGAUGAAAGUAGAGAACAUGAUUGCGCUUGUCAAUGAGCAGCAGCUGCAGAGGAUCCAGCGGAAAGCCAGUCGGUCGAUUCAGGCCAAGUUGUUUGCUGCUUGGGAAGAGUAA
Messenger RNA from Dreissena polymorpha, 2715 nucleotides. RefSeq lists its product as uncharacterized. The transcript is spliced from 3 exons. NCBI's taxonomy places the organism in Eukaryota, Metazoa, Mollusca, Bivalvia, Myida, Dreissenidae. The record is from RefSeq and is a predicted model, not a curated record. The coding region runs from base 2332 to 2715 and encodes 127 amino acids.